This is a messenger RNA of Amoebophrya sp. A120, 16311 nucleotides long. The record is from the annotation of a GenBank genome assembly. NCBI's taxonomy places the organism in Eukaryota, Dinophyceae, Syndiniales, Amoebophryaceae.
GACCACAGGUGCAACUACGACUGGAGCAACCACUUCUAUUGCUGCACCAACCGGAACAGCGAGUAAGAAGCCUGCUGCCGUCGUGCCACCUACCGGGGGUGCUAAAGAGGCUCCGGCAGCUUCUGUCACGACGACCAAAACUGAUAAGUCUGCAACUACGUCGACUAAUGCAGCUGCCCCAGCGGGCACUUCUGCUGCUUCGUCUAAGCAGGUGGUACUAAAAACAGGCGGAACCGCUGCGGAUGGGCCCUCGAAGAAAGGCAAGCCGGAAGAACUCCAGGAGUGGGUCCACGUUAAAAAGCACGUUCUAGACAAGGAAACGGGGCAGAUGAAGAUUGUAACGUUUAGAAGGCCGAAGGACCUCCACGAGAAAAAAGAAAAGGCAAAGCGUCUCGCUGCAGCUACUUCUAGUACGGCGAAAAAGGAUGUUGGUGCGAAGGCAAACAAUGUUGAAGAACAGCGAAAUAAAAAAACUACUGCAACUACUUCUACUACGGAGAUUAACAAGAACCUGAAACGACCGGCUACCGCUGUUGCCGGCGACGAGAAGAAUCCGAAAAUAGCAAAGAAGGAAGCCGCGGCGAUGUUGAAACCAAGCAGCUCUGGAGGCAGUUGUGACAAGACCAAAAUCUCAUCUUCUUCCGGGGCUGCAGCUGGUAAUAAUUCUACGGCCGUAAAAUCCAAGACAAUAUUGGACAAGAAUGGGAACAAGAUCGUGAAGAAGCAAACUGCUAAUGCUAUCCCGGGAACGGCGGCAAAACCUGGCAAAUCUGCAGAACAGCAAAAGCAAAAGAACAAGGCUGCAAAAAGUAGUAGUGCCACCACUGCCAUGAAUGCCGCCGCAGCGGCGAUUGCGAAGCCGGGAGCUUCGGGCACAACUAGUGCCAUUCAAACCACUUCUUCUGCAGAUGGGCCUCGCGUGGAAAAGACCAGCAGCUCGGGGGCGAGUAGUGGCACUGCAAAAGAGGACCCCGCACCGGAACAAGAGGAACCGCCCGCAGAUGAUUUAUCCACUGCGGAGAUUCUUCUUCAAAAGACUUCCAGCACGACGUCAUCGCAGAAAAAGAAACACGACCAGGAGACCACGGCUGUGAACAUCAAAGCGGAAAGAGAAAAGAAUGCUGCGAACGAUGAAAAAGAAAACACUGCCACUACGCAGGUAGAAGUGGCUUCGAAUAAAGUAAAGAAAAAGCAAGUCGGUUUCUCAGCGGAAGUAGAGGAACAUGAGCAAAAGAAGGUGAUCGUGAAAAAAAUGACCAAACCCACCGGUAAAGCAGACCCUCACAAGCGGGAGAAAUCCAUGGGAAGACUCAGGUUCGAGAAAGACGCCCUGAAAAGCAAGGCUAGUGCUGGACAAACUGCUGCUGAAUCCAGCACGACCACAACAGCGGCUACUGCCGGUACUGGUCUCACUGAUGGGGAACAAACUACAGCCGCUGCGGCGGAGCUUCUACAGGUGGAAUCUACUGCUAUCGAUGCUGCGUCGAGCAAGGUAAAAAGCGACGGCGAGGAGAAAAAGACUAAAGCCCUCGAAGACAACAACAAACCCAGCGCGGCCGAGAUGACGGAGCCGAAAGCUGUAGCGACCCUGAAUAGUAGUACCUCCUACACCCUCCCACCGGUCGGGGCCACGGUCAAAUUAGACGCGAUUUGGUACAGUGACCCGGACCACAAGGACGGUGGGGAGUACUAUAACAGUGAAGAAGAUUGGGACUGGGUGGUCGUCUCCACUUUGCGCAACGGGUACAUUUUGAUUGCGAAACUGAUUUCGCACGAGACCGUCACCGGCUGCGAAACCUAUUCGGGUACUGUGGAGGGCAGUGUGGAGGGGGAAACGAAGCAAAUCACACUGUACGAGGCCGGGCCGCUCGGUUUCGUCGACGAGGGCAGCAACGGGCACGAUGAAACGGACAUCACCAGUGGAACGCUUAUACCGCAGGGGGUGGCGAGAUUGGGACUGGUAGAAUCAGAAAUUUUUUGUCGUGGGUCAUGAAAAAUUUUCAGGAAGGCACGAUGAUGACCGAUUGAAUACAAUAGUUUUGUUUUGGAGUUAUUGAAAAUCUUUAAUGAAAUAGUAUGUUUUUACCGAACAGGAACAACCUACAUUUUCCAAUUUUCACAUUCACCUUUCUCAACAACAGAAAAUCAUCCGGGCCAAGGACGUAGAGGUGUGUAUGGAGAACCGCGCACCCAGUUUCGCGCUCGCGCGAGCCGUGCGAGACAAGUUUGGCUUCCUUGCCAACUUGAACCAGACCCUUUUAGCGAAGUACACGAUGCUGGAAGCCUUAAAGCGCAUUUGCGAUUUGCGGAUUCGCGAGUUGACGAAGAAGCAUGAGAAAUUCAGAAACAGCACGUAUGCAUUGCAAAUAUGUCUGGGUCUGGAAAAAGUGGGAUUUGUGAUGCUAACUGUCGACGAUAGAAAAAUCUGUAUUGCAUGAGAAGCAAAAGGUGCUGGAAUUUUUGCCACGACCCGGAGAGGGCAUUUCUCAUGCAGAAUAAGCAUUAGCAAGGUUUUGCGAGAAUUGUGAUGCUACCGCAUGCAUCACAGGCCUCGUGGAUCAUGUACAAUUGUGCAUAACAAACUCCCCGAAUGCUCCAGACCCAAACAUUUUUGCAUUUGAUAGCACGACAAUGAAAACAAUGACGUCGACGGAAUUAUGUGAACGCCGGGACAACUGGCGCAUGCUGAAAAUCUGGACAAUCAGGCUGAAGUUUCUGCAGCGGGAACUGAAACCCUUGGAGAAUUUGUCGGAGGAUUUGCAGUAUCAAAUGCAAAAAUGUCUGGGUCUGCAAGGACCAGGAUGCAAGUUUGUCAUGCUUGUCUCACAUGACUCUUAAACCUGUAAUGCGUGAGCAGGAAAAGGGCCUCCUACCUGUCAUGCAAAAAUGUAGUUUGUCAUGCGGAAAGCGAAACACAAAGGAGCCCAGAAACUUGUCCUGCGUGGCUGCCUAUAGCAGUGUCCACACAAUUCAUGAAUUAGCAUCACAAAUUUCCAGACCCAGACAUAUUUGCAAUGCAUAUGCAGGCAAAGAGAAACGUCGGCGAGUACAUCCACGAAGAGAAACAGCACCCCCGGACGCACUUGUCCACGAAAGACGAGUACAUCGAGAGGUACAAGGACGAAAAAACCGGCAAAGACGAGGAGAAGGAAAGCCCGUUGCUGCCGCUCACGGAAGCGUUUAUGGAGGCGUUUGACUACCGGUUUCGGGACGCGGAUUGGCUGACGCAUUUCGAAGGUAAUAACUUUCAGCAAACGGAGAUUGACGAGAUGGCGAAGUUAUGCAUUGCAAAAGUAUGCUGAUCGUACUAGCUACUAGUGGAAACAUCACAAAUUUCCUCAGCAUGAAGAGCGGAAUUUGUGGUAAUUAUGCGGGUUGUUCAUUACCUUAAGGAAGGGAUUUGUAAUGCGUGGGCCACAAUUAGUACGACGAGCAGGAGUAUUUUGCAAUGCAUAGAAUUACGUCCUCUGCGAGGACAAUAAGGAGGAGGCGAAGCGCCGCGACGAAUACCCGCACAAGGAAAUAGCAGACAUAGACGCGAUGCUGGACGAGAAGGCGCAGUUGCAAGAAAACGUGGAUUACCACGUCCGCUACGACGCCAAAACCUACAACAAAUUCUUCACCCAUCACGGCGAAAACCGGGAGAAAUUCGGGAAGUUUGAGGAGAACAGCAAGUUGAAAAACUUCUGCGUCGACGAAAAUAAGUGGAAGGGGCAAGAUUAUGAAAAGUGGGUCGCGGAUAUCAAAUGUAAAAAUGUCUGGGUCUGGAAGAUUGCGAGAUUUGUCAUGCAUAUUUCGGAUCACGCAAAUGGCGUCUGAUGCAGGCAAAAGCAUCACAGGUUUUGAACACGCCUCAUGAUGCCUGUCCCGCAUCAGAAACUUCCUACUUGCGUGCCAAGAAGUGGACAGCUUUUGGCGCUCAUGCAACACAAAUUUUUGUGUGUUCCAGAGAUUGCAUCACAAGUUCCAACCCUUCCAGACCCAGACAUUUUUACAUUUGAUAGCGGAGUACCUGCCGCAGUUCGAGGACUUCCGCAGUGAAAUUUCGGUAUGACAGUGCACAGCUCCCCCUCCCUCUCAUUUGUAUUGCAUGAACAGGAAUACAAACGCCAGCGACCCUGGAGCUUGUGCAUCACAAAUUUAUCAAUGUAAGUACCUACUGUAGUACUGUUUGGGCUUUUGAAGUUUGUCAUGCAAACAGUGCCACACGGACGCGACUGAAUUUGGGACUUUGCAUGACAAAGGAGGGGGAGGGGGAGUUGUGCGCUGUCAUAUUCGGAGACGGACUACCAAGACCUGAUUGACGACUACAACGACGAAGAGGAAAUGCUUUUGCACGGCUGUUAUCCUGUGCAAAAGUAUCGUACAUGUAGAAAUUGCAAUCAUGCAUCACAAAUUUUUUUCUCAAGGUAAAUCCGCAUUACAAAUUCAAUUUGUAAUGCUAAGCCAAUUUGUAAUGCAAUUUAUACUAGUACGAUUCUUUUGCAGUCCAUAGCUGCCCACUCGACACCCAGUUCACGAGUUUGACCGCGAUCUUACCAAAUGCAAAUAUGUCUGGCUCUGGAAGAGUGAAACUUGUGAUGCUGGCUUUGGUUCCUACAUAAAGUCUGUACUGCAUCAACAGCAAGAGAGGUCCAGUUUUUGCUACGCGGAAAGGGCAUUUCUCAUGCGGUAUGGGCAUCACAAGGCCCUCAUAAAAUCUGUGAUGCUAACGCAUGCAAAAUAGAGACCAUGGGUCAUGCAAAAUGUGCAUGACAAACUUUGCACUCUUCCAGACCCAGACAUGUUUGCAAUUCAUAGAUCUUGCGGCUCCGCGACGCCGCGCUCGAGGGUGGGAAGAGCACAAGAAUUAGCCGGGACAGCGGGGAGCCGCGGCUGCAGGACUUCACGACCCUGUGCAAGGAAAAAGAAGAGGAAAAGCAAUUGCUACUCAACGCCUGCGAACCGACGGAAGACGGACUGUUGGUUCACGUCCCCACCGGUGAGAUAAAAGACCCGGAAGCGAUGUUUUCGCCCGAAAAAGUUUUACACUCCCGCGCGGUCAUCGUACCCCCGCGCAUGGACCCGAAGCCCCACUCAAAGAAAGUCCCGGCGGCUUUUUAUCCUGUGCAAAAGCAUCGUAUUCGUAUUGCAAUCAUGCACUACAAAUCUUUCUCUUAAGGUAAAUCAGCAUUACAAAUUUUACUUCUCGUGCUGAGGAAAUUUGUAAUGCAUUUAUACCAGUGCGAUACUUUUGCAAUUCAUAAUUUUGAAAACGGAACCAUUUACGACUUCGCGCUCGCCUUCGAUUUACCCGCCGACGAGGCGUUCUUGGAACCUUUAUUACAGUGAAAAAUGCCCCCACCCCAGAGUUGUCAUGCAGAAUCACAACCGCAGGAAAACUUGUAAUGCGCAUCCCCCAUGAGAGGCAUUUUGAAUCGUGUUAUGCAAUUUGUGAUGCUGUAACGAGGAUACCAGGAUGGCUUUGUGAUGCGGUUGUCCUUGCUAACCCGCAUUACAAUACAGAGAAAAACUUGUCAUGCGUGACUCCGAAAACUUCUGGAUCUGUGUUGCAGAGGUCCCAUCUUAACUCUGGGGAGGUGGGGGCGUUUUUACACAGGAUAACCCUGGAUGCGUCAUUACAGCGAGCAGAAUUUCGAAGCAUUGAUGGAGCCGUUGGUCGAUGAGGGAGAGAGUGUGUUGGCGUACAAAAAGAAGAUUGGCGAUACCAUCUUCAAUUUCACCAUGCACUGGCGGAAAGUCAUCGAGCGAAUGCGCUUGCUGGUACAGUUUUUUCAAAGUGUUUUAGUCUACCGAAUAAAUCUGUUGUUAGAUUUUUUACGGUGUUGUAACAGCUUAGAUCGACGCGUGGUCAACAUGAGGAACAAAUUUAUGAACAUUCUUCAUUUCACCGCAGGUCCGCAGCAACUUGAUCUUUCAAGAGGUCUACAAGUACUAGUAUCAAAUGCAGAAUCACAACCAGACUUCUACUCUAGCGUAAGAUACCACAUGAGCGCCGACUUCCGAUGCAUAUUAGGUCCGUGUUUUGCAUAGCUGUCACCGCCCCAGGAGGCAUGGGGCCGACAAGUUCGCCUAAGACAGAUGCUUGUUCAUUUGCGGCCUUCUUUGCAAUUACAUGAUGUUGCCGGACUUCUACAUCUAAUCCUAAUGCGGUAGGAGCGGUUAUUAAUAAAACGGUAUUACAUCAUGCUAGUAAAUGAAGAUUUUGUUCUGCUUGUCCCUCUUCAUACCAACCCGCGCGGAAUGGCGCAGGAGGAGGGGUAUCCUGAGUAAAACUGUCCCCACACUAGAGCCAAGAUGGGAAAUCCGCUAGACAAAUCAGCCACCUCUGGUUGUUUCGCAUGACAAGUUUGUCCUCGUGGUGUAGUCGUGUUUAGCUAGUUCCGAAGCGUCGCAGAUCUCGCGUAUCGUGCUGAUUCUAGCAUCGCAAACUCCACAACAGAACUAGAAAAUGGCUCUCAUGGGGGUCCGCAUGUGAAACUUUUUUGGCAUGACAACUCUGGGGCGGGGACAUUUUUACUCAGGAUAAGGGUGACCCGGAAAUCAUACCAACCACCGACGAGACCGGCAGGUUGAUCGACGACCUUCACCAGCGCAUCGACUACAGCAUGCUGAAAAAGCGGAUUCUGCUCCACGAUAUGAGCUGCAAAAGCAUCGUACUAGUAGUAAUUGCAUUACAAAUUACCUCAGCAUGACAACUGGAAUUUGUCAUGCUGUUUUACCUUGGGAUGGAGAUUUGCAAUGCAUAAUUGCAAUUACUACGGUACGAGUGCGAUACUUUUGCACUGGAUACGCGACUUGACCAUGCAGUUCGUGAAAAAGCACGGAGCGUUGACCCCCGAGCAAGCCCAGUUACGGCGCGAAGCCGCCCAGGACGUGGACCUGUACCACCAGGGAGGGAUUCCGAAGUAUGUAUUGCAAAUGUGUCUGGGUCUGGAAACCUGUGAUGCUAAAGUAUGGAUGAGUCUGGUGCUGUAAAGUGCAGCCAAGCAUGACAAAGUUCUUUGACGCCGUCGCCGUCUGAUGCGUAGCACGCAUGACAAACUGCGUCUUUACGUGACACAAAAAAGUAACGCCUUUGAUCCUGGGUAAUAUGCAACACAGAUUUGUCAGGAAUGCUAGACAUGCAACACAAGUUUCACUUUUUCAGACCCAGAUGACAUAUUUGCGUUUGAUACGAAGGAAAUUCUGACGAUUGAACAAUUUGACGAACUGAAGGCGAUAUCCUGUGCAAAAGUAUCAUACUCGUAUAAAUGCAAGUCUUGCAUUGCAAAUAAAUCCGUCUUACAAAUUUCAUUUCUCAUGCUGAGGGAAUUUGUAAUGCAUUUAUACGAGUGCGAUACUUUUGCAAUUCAUAGGCGAAAGAAAGAGCGGUCGAGGAAGCGGCAAGACUCGAGGAAGAGCGAAUUGAAAAGGAGAAAGAGGAGCAGAAAAGAUUGGAGGAACAAGAAAGGCUGGAUGAAGAAAAAAGGCUGGAGGAAGAGAAGAGGCUACAGGAAUUGGAGGCGUCCCGGCGCAAUGAGGAUCGUCGAAGCCGGGAUAAUUUUUACAAGAACCGGAAUAAAGACGACGACAGUGACGAUGUGGUAAUUCCGCGGAUGACCAAAGACGAAAUCUCGACGAACAUCAGCCAAAUUCUGUACCACAAGCCGGGACCUCGCCGACCCGACCCGAACCACGACGUGGCCAGCGGUAUGACCCUGAUACAAAACACGACCAGUGGCGGAGGUAGUGGUCAUCUUGGCGCGUUUGUUCCGCACCGUACUAAUAGCGGCGGUUACAACGCAGACAGCCACAAUACCAAGGGUGGUACUUCUACCCUGGACCUCCACGCCAAGGGUGGCGCCUUCCGGAACCACCACAAGUACGGCUUCCAAGGAAACGAGCAGCCGAAUUUGCUGAUGUUUUACCCCCCGGGGUACCGACCGCUCUACCACGCUCAAAAACGGCAUAAAGCGUCGCGGUCUGGAGGCGAGACUACGGCGUUCGAUGAUAUUUGGGUUCCAGAGCAAAACAGCACCUACGUGAGCGUUUCGGAAAUUCCAAUAUCAAAUGUAAAAAUGUCUGGGUCUGGAAGAAUGCAAGAUUUGUGAUGCAGGUUUUCCAUGACCCAUGAGGUCUGGAAUGCGAGACCCAGCAUGACAGAUUCUGCGAGACCUUUCUAAUGCCUAUCCUGCAUGAGAAACUACCUCCCGACUUGGUCAAAACUGGACGACUUUUGGUAAUCAUGCAACACAGAUUUUUGCAUGCUGCAGAUCUAGCAUGACAAGUUGCAAUCUUCCAGACCCAGACAUUUUUACAUUUGAUAUCCAACGAUGUGCUACGACGAUGCGUCCCGGGCGUACUACUUUCCGAGUGGUAACUAUCACAGCAAAAAAGUGCUACAGUUACACACAUAGUCUAUGCAAGACCGGCAACACAGACAACCUUUCUCAUGCAGGAAAUGCUUGGGAGUCGCGUUUCCUUCCUGUUUUCCAUUAUGAUCUCCGCAUUACAAGUUUUCUGUGCCACACAGAGAAAAUUUGUGAUGCAGAAACUCCAACAAAUGUGUAACUGUAACACUUUUUUCUCGUGAUAGUAACCGCUUCAAGUGGCACGACCUCAUCGGCGUCUCCAUGCGGGGCCACGUCGUAUGCAAGAAAAAAACUGUGUAAGUGUAAAUUUGUGUUGCAGAAGAUGCAACAGAGUUACACCUGUCAUGCCAGACAGCCACGAAGUCCUCUUUUCAUGUGUGUUUUCCCUUACAAGUAACGCAUGACAGGUUUUCUCUGUCAUGUAGAGCAAAUUUGUGAUGCUGUUUUUCAAUGAAAGUUACACUUACACACUUUUUUUCCUGGAUACGUCGGGAAAUUCGACAUGCACAAGUGCGACGUGAUGUUUAUCAACGUCGAGUUCACCAAACACGAGAAAGACGCGCAUCUGUUUCCCCGGGAAGCGAGUGGGUGCUCCUUGUUCGUAUGCGCUGCAAAUAUGUGUCUGGGUCUGGAAGAAUGCGCGAUUUGUCUGUCAUGCUCGGCUAGCAUGACUCUGAAACCUGUCAUGCACAUCACUCAAAAGCCUUACUUUUCUGUCAUGCAAAAACGCAGUUUCUCAUGCAGAAUAGACAACACCUACACCUAGCACCUCAGGAACCUGUCAUGCUAGAGCGCCAAUCGUAGCGUUUCCUCAAGAUUCGCCGACCAGCAACACAAGUUCUUUUCAGACCCAGACAUAUUUGCAUUCGAUAGUUCGGGCACAUCACGGAUUUACUGAUCAAAUCGGACAAACUGGACGAAAAUGGGGAACCGAAAUACUACGCGGACACGUACCGAUAUCGCAAGAAAAAACUGUUUCACUGUAAACUUGUAAUGCAGAACAUGUAUCUCAGAAGUGCUUGUCUUGCUACACAUGCAAGACAGGCGAUUUUUAGCUGUGUUUUCCCUGAGGAGCCUCGCAUGGCAGGGUUUCCCUGUCGUGUAAAGCAAACUUGUGAUGCAAAACUUGCAAAAUCCUUCCAGUGAAACACUUUUUUCGUACGAUAACCGAAGCAAGGACUCCUACAUGAAAGAGGUCUUCACCCGCCACACGGAAACGCAAGUUGAGUUCAUCCUGGUUCGCGACGAGCUGAAGCCGCACCGCGUGAAAGCCAGCCGGAUCAAAGUCCUUGACUAUCCCAAAGACGGGCACCGGUAUGCAUUGCAAAUAUGUCUGGGUCUGAAAACCCCUGUCUGGGCGGGGUUGCGGCUUAAGGGAGAGUCUCGCCCCUUAACCAAAAGGGUGCGUCGUCUCUUCCGUGAGAACAAAAACUUAUGGCGUAAAAUGGGUCGGGUCCUGGAUCGUUCUGUUUGUUGGGCUGUCGCGCUCGGCUAGCUGGCCGGGCUGUACUGAUCAGGUGUGGUGGGUAGCUCCCGACUGGUCGGUACUUUUAUUGGGGCGACUUGCCGUGGUAGCGCUCGGCUUUUGUAUGAUGAGGUCGCCGAAAGUGCUUCCUCGCCCACCCCCCGGGGAGGGGAUCCUUGACCUGUGGCGCUGGGAGCGGGUGUCCACUACAUGAUGAUGAUGAUGAUGCAAGUCAGGGAACAAUAAGUGAAUUGUAAUGCGCAGCCAAGCAUGACAAGUUUUUUCAUGCUUCUGUGCUGCGUAUUCUGCAUGAGAAACUGCGUUUUUGCAUGACAGGCGAGAGAGGCUGUUCCUUCUUUGUGGUCACGCAAUACAAAGUGCAGAGUCAUGCCAGACUAGCAUGACAACUCUUGCAAUCUUCCAGACCCAGACAUGUUUGCACUUGAUAAACGGAGGUGGGCCACGAAAUUGGACGAGAGGGAAGUCCCCUCGAUGCGGCAGCAGGAGGAAGACGUGUGUCUCCAGAAGGAGAAAAUUUUAACGCAGUGGACCGCGCACGUGGAGCGCAUGCACUACGUCGACUUUGUGAGCGGGAAAGGGGACCAGCAGUGCCCGGGGAAUCCGCACUUGAAAACGAUGCCCAGCCCGAUGCCGUUAAAUCAAAUCUACCGGGGAAGCAUCCAGCGGAUCAUGCACAAAAGGUAUCCUGUGUAAAAACGUUCUCACACCAGAAUUGUCAUGCAAAUCUGCAUGCUCAAAAUGUAAAUGUUUCUCAUGCGGAGCCCCAUGACAAGCGUUGUCUAGUCGUGUUUUGGAAUUUGUAAUGCUCGAGUCAGCAUAAUAGGCAAGAUCUGUGAUGCUGCUGAACAAGCUGAGCAGGAGUUUUACACUACGCGGCCAAACUUGUCAUGCGCGUGAGCCUAACCUUGCUGAUUUGUGUAACAGAUUUCCUUUUUGACAAUGGGAGGGGGACGUAGUUUUUCCUCAGGAUAUGAGGGACUGCUUCUUCAUCGCCGAAAACUACCGGGAAGAGGACCCGACCGGGGUCUGGACGCAAGACGUUUUCGGCCACAUCAACGAGGUUUUUAUUUGGUUUGCUUGGCGAUGUUGAUUUUCUUGCAUUGGAAAUUUAUGACCCAGUAUCAAUCAAAAAUGGAAUUCGACUUUGUGUCAAACUGCUGCGCCUAUAAUAUUUACACCUCGGAAUAGACUUGAAAUGCAGUGUGCAAAAACUUGAAAACAAAAUACCCAGUUCGACUCUCCCUUUGCCGUGCGUUUCCUGUCCGAGCGCACGAUUGUGGAGUAUGAACUUCGGCAGGAUUGGAAGCGGCCGGAGCGCGUGAUGGCCGCGCACAUCAAGGUGAUUGACAAACGGUUCACCGCGGAGCUCGCCACGCUGCACCGGGCCUUGGCGAUCGAACGCGAGAAAGACGAGAAGGACCGGGGCAUUCUAUGACAGGGCAUAACUCCCCCACCCCCUCAUUUGUCGUGCAAAAUCCCAAUCCAGGCUGUGCCUCUUAGCACUGUGUGCAUGACAAGUUCUGGCAGCGGCAGCCCAAAUCGCACUACAAUCCUGUGCAAAUUUGUCAUGCAAAACCUGCAUCCUCCCUGGCACUUGUAUUGCCGUUCAUGCUAUACAAAUGAGGGGCAGGGUGAUUUGUGCACUCUCACACAUUCGGUAUAAGGACGACAAGGCCUACUAUGACGAGCGAACUUAUGGAAGCGUCAGGAUUGAAAUCGACAGCGUUGAAAUAAUUUGCGAUGCAUAAAACGGAUACCAGUUGGCGCCUAGUUUCUAAGUGACGCAUGACAAAUUCGGGUAGAGCCGAAAUCCAGUUUCUAAUGCUGUUUGGGUAAGGAAGACGCCUUUUGUUUCUACCCCGCAACAGGCUCACUGUCUGCCUGUCUUGCCUACUCUGCAAGACAGGCAUUUUGUGGGUUGCAUUUUAUGCAUGACAAACUAUUUCAUUUUCAACUUUGACGAUUUCGAUUCUGACGCUUCCAUAGAACUCGGCGCGAAGAAAAGCGGCGCGAGGAGAAACGCCGGGAACAAGUAGAACAGGAGAAAGACAAGGAGAAGAUAUCCUGUGCAAAAGUCUCGUACUCGUAUUGCAAUCAUGCAUUACAAAUUUUUUUCUCAAGGUAAAUCCGCAUUACAAAUUUUAUUUCUCAUGCUGAGGAAAUUUGUCAUGUGCAUUUAUACGAGUGCGAUACUUUUGCAGUGCAUAGAAGAAGCGCGGAGGUGUCGAUUUGUUGCCGCGCACGACGAGCAACCGGGACCAGGAUCAAACCCGGAAGAAGUCCCGGUCUCGGUCGCGGAAGCGCACGGAUCAACACGGCUACCGCGACGACAAGCGUGAAAAGCGCGACGCGAUCAACGACCGGCACAAGCGAGAUGCGGAAAGAGCGAAGGAGAAGCUGCUCGAGGAGCAGGCCGCGGAGAAGAAAAAGUAUGCAUUGCAAAAGUAUCGACGUACUAGUACAAAAAUUGCAAUACAAAUUUCCUUAGCAUGAGAAAUGGAAUUUGUCAUGCGGAUUUGCCUGAAUAAAAAGAUUUGUAAUGCAAGACUUGCAUUCAUACGAGAACGAGUACGAUACUUUUGCAGAGGAUAAAAAGAUCGCUGCGUUGAUCGAGAGUUUGAAACGGUGGGAGACGAUAUCCCGAGUAAAAACGUCCCCGCCCGCCCAGACUUGUCAUGCAGAUUUGCAUCUACAGGAAAAUUUGUAAUGCGCAUAAUCCACACGAGAACCAUUUGUUGUAGUCGUGUUUUCUUGGCACCAUAAUUUGUAAUGCGAUACACCGGAUAAGCAGGCGUCUUUGUGAUGCGGCUCUCCUUGCUAAGCAGCACUACACUGCAGAUGUUGUAAACUUGUGAUGCAUAACUCGCAAAGUUUGGAGAUUUGUGUUGCAGAGGUCCCAACUUAAUAACUCUCGGGUGGGGACGUUUUUACACAGGAUAAACAAGCGAGCAGUCGCCGGAAGAGGCCAACGAGUUUCUGCGUUCCACGAAGACCUUAUGAGAGUGCACAAUUCACCUUCCCCCUCAUCUGUAAUGCAAAAUGCCAAUUUCACACCUUGCUCAUGAGCACCGCUAGCAUGACAAAUUUUGGAACUUCAAAGUCAAAUAGUACUACAAUCUGUGCGCAGAUUUGUCAUGCGAAAGCCCCUCUCCUGCUGUUGCUUGUGUUGCUGUUCAUGCUAUACAAAUGAGGGGGAAAGGGAGCUGUGCACUCUCAUAGACCUCGGACAUUGUGAAGGUCGUGGGGGAUACCAACACGGACAAAGUUCUCCGCGCCAAAGCGAGUACGGUCUUGACCCUAAUGCUGACCACGGGGGUAAGCGGAGACAACUCCCCCAAGAAGGGGGAAGUAGGAGACAGUACUGCAGCGGCGGAGAAGAAUAUCGUACGAGAAAAGUGUUUCACUGUAAGGGUUUUGCAAGUUUUGCAUCACAAGUGUGCUCUACAUCACAGAGAAAAUUUGCCAUGCGAGAUUCCUAAGGGACAACACAGCUACAAAUCCAUUGUCUUGCAUGUGUAGCAAGACAAAUACUUCUCAGAUACACUUUCUGCAUUACAAGUUUUCCAGUGAAGCAGCAUUUUUUUCCUGUGAUAAAGAAAGACGAGAAAAAAGACGACGACGACCGCAAGGGAGAGAUGAAACGGGACAACAAGAAUCGGAAGACAAGUCGAUCCCCAGUAGCACGCGAUCGACGGGAGGACGUUCAUAGGGAACGUCGUCGGUCCCGCGACCGUGAUGCAGCUCGGGAUAAGGAGAAGGACGCUAAAGUUCUUGCAGAACAAGCUCUGGUUGAUGCUCCAGAAUACCGGACGGUCCGCAGGCGGAAGCAACCGCACCCGCUCAGCGCCGGCGCCGUUUUUCGGGGCACGAUCAUUCAGUCAUUUCCGAAAUUCGGGUUCUGUCUGAUCCAGAUCCACGGGAAAGAGCACUUAGCGAUUUGGGCCCGCGUGGAAGAUUUCCCCUGCAUGGAGGUACAGUUUUUUCUCGGAACAUAAUUUGUCAUGCAAACAUAGGAAGAGAGGAAGAAUUUGUGAUGCAAAAGUACCCUUCACAAACAAACAUAACAAAACAGGAGGACAUGGUCUUACACAACCAAUGCUUUUUCACCGUCUGCUACACCGAUCAAGGAAUCUACACUGUAUCCUGCUGUGUAAAAACGUCCCCAGCUCCGCAGAGUUGUCAUGCAAAUCUGCAAACCCAAAAUAUUACUUCUCAUGCGCAGCCCCAUGAGCAGGUGCAGCUGCCGGACAACACGAAGUACAAUGCUGUCCGGGACGAGUUUGUGAUGCUGAUAUCCGGAUGAGGUAGUCUAUAUGUGAUGCGGUUCAACUAAAGUGUAGCGAAAUAGCCAUCUUGACUCUGGAACGGUGGGAACAACGUUUUUGCACGCUUAUACACUGCCAAGGGCAUCCACGUGCUCCGGCACGAGGUACCCCCGGACCCGGACGAGCCCGAGCCCGAGUUGCUGUACGGCCUCCUCUCGGCGACUGAACCUUUGUACAAAGCCGGGGAAUUGGGAAACAAUGCAGCUGCGAACAACUUGAAGUUGUCAGACGACGAAAAAGAGGACGAUGAUCGUGACAAACACAAAAAUGCCUUCGCCGGGUCGAGCAAAUUCACCUCAAAAUCGUCCCUGCAAACCACAACCACCUCCGACCUAGUCGACAAAGACGUGGUACGGGGCGUGGGGACUACAGCGGCCAACGGGGCACCGUCUGCGCGUGGUGCGCACAGAAGCUCGAUGGCGGGAUCUGGUUUCCACAAGAGCCGGUCGGAGAUUACGAGCAAGGACAGCGCUUCCUCCUCUUUGAACAACCUCCCGCCGGCGAUCGGGCGGGACAAUACUGGAACAACUGGAAAUAAGGAUAAUUACCGUGAGCGUGAACAGCAUCAACAUCGGGACCGAAACAUGAAACGGGAUGUCCUCCCCCCACCGACUCCGGGGGGCGGUCGCGCCAAUCACGGUGGAUAUAUUAAAAGUAGUAGAGACCAUGAUCAUCACUACAAGCGUGGCCACCUCCGGGAUGGCGACCGGAGUACGCGACAUCGGGAUCAUUACAACAGCAAACGGGGGGAUGACAAUUACCACCACCGAGGGGAGCGGUCCACCCGAGUAGAUGCGGAUCAUCACCUCCGCAGCGGGCAAACGACAAGUCGCAACCACGACCGAUUUUUUAAGCGACGAUCCCGGUCCCGGGAUAAGGAUCAUCACAAGCGGGGCCGAUCCCGCUCCGGGGGAAGAAGUCGUGCGGGAAGUGAGUGGUACAGUGGCCACGGCGCGGGCGCAGCAUCGACUCGGCACAACGACUAUAAUCACCGGUAUGGAAUGUGAGAAUGCUUUUUCUUGCCUCCGAACUAGCACUGACAUUUGUGUUGCAUGACCUCCAGCUUGACACAACUAAAUAGCGGAACAUCGAUUGCACAUGCUGCAAAACCACCAGCAAGACAAAUUUAGUCUAUUGCAAUUGCACUUGCAGAACGCAGUGGUACAGUUUCUUAUCCUGUCAGACUGUCUCAUGAUGAACCUUUUUAACCUAGUACAUGCAUUCGCAUGACAAACUGAGCGCAGCGGGGACGGACAAAACCAAAAGAUAUUUCUACUCCAUACCAGCAGCCGCCGGCCUUCUACCGCGUUUUCUUCUCGCGGCGGCUCGAACUAUCCACCCGGGCGCAACAUGGUGUUGGACAACCGGGAUAAACUGAAAACCGCCGCUGCUGCAACUUCUGGAGCUCUCGGCGGAGCUGUGGUGCGCGAGGGUGAUCCAGAUGUUCCGCCGCCCCCGCCGCCCCCUCCGGAGGAACCAUUGCUGGACAGCAUCACGGGCGAACCAUAGGCAAGCGAAAAUAAAGUGAAUACAGUUUUUGCACAUCGUAGUCUGUGUGCAGGACAAGCGACAGCACAGACGCCCUCUCUCAUGCCGGAAAUGCUUGCGUUGUGCGUCGGUUCAUACGCGUUUUCGACGCUUAUGAUCUUUGCAUUGCAAAUUUUUAGUUGCUACUUCGUCAUGCCGAGUCUGUUUUAUACCGAGCAUGUUCAAACAAAGGUGUACUAACUGCAAAACUUUUUAUUUGCUUGGAUAACUCGCUGCUGCCAGCUGCACCGGAGACGAGCGGCCGCGGGCCGCUGUUGCAGCCGAUCAACACGUAUGAGAUGCAAAUAUGUCUGGGUCUGGAAAGUUGUGAUGCAGGUCACUGAAUGAUAGUACCCACACUGUAAUGCGCCGCCAAGCAUGACAAGUUUUUUCAUGGCUCUGUUGGUUGCGUAAUCCGCAUGAGAAACUGCGUGACUGCAUGACAGGCAAGAGGAGCUGUUGGUUGCCACGCAAUACAGAUCCCAGAGUCAUGCCAGAAUAGCAUGACAAAUUUCGCAAUCUCCCAGACCCAGACCCAGACAUAUUUGCAAGCCAUAACACGGCGGAUAUCGAGAUUAUCCGGAAAAGGAUGGAAGUUGCGAUGGCAAACCGGAGUUGA